UUUUUUGACACUGCCAUUAUCCACUGCUACCACAUCAAUGGAAUGGAAUUUUGGCCUUCGAGUUGUCGUGUUCAGGAUUUUACUCAGAAGACUCGAGGGAAGAAACUCAUUCAAGACCAGUAUCCCAACGUGGAGACCGGCAGAUUAACAGCGGCAUCUUUGGUCGAAUGUAAAGAUGGACGUUUUAGUUGGUCUUAUGCUUUCGAAACUCCGAAUCCUGAAAAAAGAAUUAAAUUGCGAAAGGCGGCUCCCGUACUUCUUGCAACCCGACCUCCCACCUCUGCUGUGCCGCAUUCUUCGAUUCAACAUCGAGUAGAACAAGGCGCGAAGUUUCUCAGAACAGUUCUACCUGAAAUCGACGUGACUGCUGAUCUGAUGAGGGAAGAACUUGCAGUAGAUGAACGACUUACGCGCUCCCUCAAGAACUUCGAUUCUUCCUCGGGAAAUGUGCUGGCAUCGUUCAUGGACGAAACAGGUCAACUUCUAGCUUAUCCGACAGGGCUACUGGGAUGCGAUCUCAACAUCGCGCUGGUUUCAUCCGAUGGCCAUAAAGCUAUUUCCGAGUUCGAACCUCAAUGUGCAAGAUCCUUUUUGACGCCUAUCCGCCAGUUAGUCAGUUCAACUUUCGAUUCCUCAAGGCGAACCAAUAUGCUUUCUGUUCGGACAUUUGGGUCUACUUACCUUCUGCAUAUUCGACGUAGCGAUGACCGAAAAAUUGUAGAAGUUGAAGAGGCUAAAUCUUCCGAUCUUGUCAUCGUCAAUAACCAGGGAGCAGUCUAUCUAAGGGAGCCCGAUCGACGAACGCCAAUAUUUAUAGCGACUUCUUCAGAACCAGAUCAACUACCAGAUGAUCAAUGCUGGAGGCUGGCUGCUGGCAAUAGUUCAGAACAAUGUUUUCUUUCCUCGAACAAGGUGGUUCGAGAAUAUGAUCUUCGUGCCAAAAACUCGAGCAAUCUUUUCGGAUUGUCUCCGUCCACAGAUGAAGUUUUUUCCUUUCUUGAAAAGCCUCUAAAGGAUUAUCUGAUACCAUUAUGUACCACCCGCCGAAUCAUGUGGCUAGAUAGGCGUUCUCCUGGAAAACCUCUUUUGGCGUAUCAACAUCGGCGACAGUACGACCGAACCCUGCAUACGUGUACUAUCGAGGACAAUCACACGAUGCUGAUGAGUCGCAAGAAUGCUCUUGUGACGAUGUAUGGUCUCUCGUCAGACGGAUUGCUCCACAUGAGUGGCUAUCCCUACGCCUUAUUGUCCGAGCCAGACGACAGAUUUGUUGGUGAUGCGUUCUUGCCACGUACUGUUGACAACUUUAGUCUCUUCAGAAUGUCAGAAGAAGGGAGGAUGAUUCGUUAUGACCUGAGUUGGGAUGCGAGUGAUGAGGUCCCGUGUUGGUUAGACAGGGUGCAUGCUGUGAAUGAUCUGAACUCGCUGAAAACCGAGGUCGGAUCAUUAGAAGGCCGUGAAUUUAGCAAAGUAAACCUGCGUCCUGCAUAUGAAUAUAUAUUUUACACGAAUCUCGAUUGCCAGGAUUCCGGGGAGUCGGAGGAUUUGGAUGAGCUGCUGGACAAUCUCUCGAUGUUUUGGCAACACACAGAUGCACCUGUCGAUCAUGUAAUGACAACCCACGACAUUCUUCGAUCUUGUGGGGAUGAGCUCGACAGAACAUCUCGAUCCGAUUUCCUUGCGGAAAAUGAUACCGUGUACGCUAAACAUUAUCGCGCGUUGCUCCACAAACAGUUUCCUUGGGAGGGCCUACGAAGAAACGCUCAAUGGCAUCGAGAUAUUGGAGACACUUUCAUCGAUAUCUCGUCGCUAAGGGCGGAUGAUAUUCGCAGUGUAACCGAAUCAUUCUCCGCUUUUGAUCUCUCUGAUCACUCAGAGAAGCAAACACAAGUAAACCAGAGGCAGAUGAGGGCACGGGAAGAACUUUCACUUGACUUGAUACUCGCAAAGGACGUGUUCUGUCACAGAUAUAUAUCUCCUUCGGUCUCGGGAUUGGAAACUAUGGCCGCCCUUUCUCUCAGCGAAGGGCCGCCGCCGGUCAGUUUCUCCUUCCUGCAGCCCCGACCUCAAGUUGACCAUUAUUCACGGGACGAACGUGAUCCGCAGAUAGUAAUGCCUCCUGGCGUCCGCCUGCUUUUGAAGGAGUGGGAAAUAGGUGUUGAUCCCGAAGACGCUGUAUUUACGAACCCGUAUGGAGAGCAAGUGUUACCGAACUCUCCGCGCAAAAGCAAUGACACAAGCGUGUCGCCUCCAUCAUCCGAACACCCCGAACACACCAUCACGCAAUCCCAAGUUCCUCCGAUGGUGUUGGCUUCGAGUAACCUUGCCCCCGCAAGGCAAGCGAUGUCGAAGCAGUUCGACCCUCCUCAGUUUCAUUCGCAAGUACUCGAUAGUCACACUACUCCUGUGGAAAGUGAAUCCCAGGGUGUUUUGGUCACUACACAAACCCUGGCAGGACCCUUUGAAAGCCGCACGAAAAAGAAGCCUGCAAAGAAACGUUUGGGUGGAUUCUGAACUGGUCAUGGGGUCAUAUAUAUAUAGAUACAUGUGUCCCGUGCCACUGAGUGGGCCCUAUAGAAAC
Molecule: messenger RNA, 2581 nt
Organism: Marasmius oreades (fairy-ring Marasmius)
Lineage: Eukaryota; Fungi; Basidiomycota; Agaricomycetes; Agaricales; Marasmiaceae
Exons: 11
Coding region: 43-2514 (823 amino acids)
Source: RefSeq, a predicted model, not a curated record